Molecule: messenger RNA, 482 nt
Organism: Ruditapes philippinarum (Manila clam)
Lineage: Eukaryota; Metazoa; Mollusca; Bivalvia; Venerida; Veneridae
Product: NADH dehydrogenase [ubiquinone] iron-sulfur protein 3, mitochondrial-like
Molecular function (GO): NADH dehydrogenase (ubiquinone) activity
Source: RefSeq, a predicted model, not a curated record
AAUAAAAGAAAAUCAUAUGUCAAGAAGAUAAAACAAAACUACUCCUUAAUUUCCAGCUUAUUUUUUUAAUUUACAGAGCCGUCCCUAACUUAAAAUCAAGGGCAAUGGCAUCAAGAUUUUGCAGGCUCUUGGGGCCAAUUGCAUCCAAUGUUGCAAAAAGUAGAGUUUUGCAGCAGCCUGCUGUGCUAUCCCAGGCAUGUCGGUUUCAAACUACAGAAUCAACACAGAAAUUUCCUACUAUAAGACAAGUUGACUCUGUCAAAACACAGACACUUUCAGACUUUGGUCAAUAUGUGGCUGAAAUGUUGCCUAAAUAUGUGCAAAAGGUAGACCUAUGUCAUGGUGAUGAACUAGAAGUUUAUGUUCAUCCUGAUGGUAUUAUACCAACUAUUUUAUUUCUACGUGAUCAUCAUUAUGCACAAUUUCUUAAUCUCAGUGAUUUAACGUGCGUCGAUGUACCGGCUAGACCAUAUAGGUUUGAG